GCUUGUGAGUGACUUCUACAAAAAGGAAAAAAAAAACGAACCUAAACAGAUGUGCGAUUCAUGGAAUAUUAUGACAAUAUAAUUUUCAUCUGGGUCGCUAAUCUAGUGCAACCGAGCUGAGAAAAAUCCCUUGAAAUUUCUGAAGAUCAAGCAACAAUGGAGGUACAAGUUAACCAGUCAACAAUGGAGGUAAAAAUUAACCAGUCAGAGAAACAAGAGGAGGAAGAAGAGGGGGUAUUAUUGUACUACAAGUACGUGGAUGUACCAGAUACAGAGUCCCUCCUCCACUGGUUUCGUGAUGACUGCAGUGCUCUGGGCCUUGUUGGUCGGGUUCGCAUCGCCCCCGACGGCGUCAAUGUUACUGUGGGAGGAAAAAUGACAUCAUUGGAGAAACAUAUUGCUGCUAUUAGUUUGAAUACAUUGUUUAAAGGCUGUGACUUUAAACUUGCCUCAUGCCAUGGUCCUUUGGACCAACAGAUUGCAAAGGAAUGUGGUUUCACCUCUCUUUCAGUACGAGCUGUGAAGGAGGUGGUAUCUCUUGUUGCUCAUCCAUUGGUUAGAUCACCAUCAAUUUCAAAUGCUGGAAAACAUCUCUCUGCUAUUGAAUUUCAUUCAAUUCUUCAAAUGGCUGGUGGAAUGCUUCAGGAAGAUUGUGAUCUCAACCGAUAUGAUUUAAAUAAUUCACUUGAUUUUUUGGCUUCACAAUUAGAAUGUGAAACUGGUGAUCGCCAACAUCAUGAGGGAUUUGUUCUCUUGGACGCUAGGAAUAUGUAUGAAACAAGAAUUGGCAAGUUUCUACCACCAGGACAGGUUCAGACUUUAGUUCCAAAGAUUAGACAGUACAGUGAUUUGCCUGCUUGGAUAGAUAGUCAUGCAGAGCAGCUAUGUGGCAACAACAUUCUUAUGUACUGCACAGGAGGAGUUCGGUGUGAAAUGGCAUCUGCAUAUAUCAGAAUGAAAGGUUCAGGCUAUGAAAACGUCUACCAGUUAUCUGGUGGUAUUCAGCGAUACUUAGAGGCAUAUCCCAAUGGGGGGUUCUUCAAAGGAAAAAAUUUUGUUUUUGAUCCCAGGAUUUCAGUUGGGAGUACUGAUAUGAGAGUUAUUGGUUCAUGCUUACUUUGUGGUGAAUCUUUUGACGAUUACUCUUCACGCAGUCGAUGUUCUUAUUGCCGUAUGUUAGUCCUGGUCUGCAAUACAUGCCAGGAGCUGAGUACUUUGAAUAAGGAGAAUCGAACUUACCUAUGUGAGCUUUGUUGCAAAAAUGGUCCUAAUAUGUCAAAGCAUUGUGGAGAAAGUAAUGCAAACAUUUUAAAUGGCAGAUCCAGAAUUGAAGAAGUUGAGUUUGUUACCAUGAUGGAACAUGACUCUGUUGAAUUAGCUCAUGGAUUGGAGCAGAGUGUUGAACCAUGUAGGCCAGACGAAUUUAUUGGAGGCAGGAUGGGUGCACCUGUCAUAAAGGGCCCAUCCACAAGAAAAUUGAAGAUUCUUUGCUUGCAUGGGUUUCGCCAGAAUGCAUCUAGUCUGAAGGGAAGGUUGGCAUCAUUUGGAAAGAAAUUGAAGCACCUUGCUGAUUUUGUAUUUGUUGAUGCACCUCAUGAGGUGCCUUUUAUUUACCAGACUUUCAGAAACCAAACAAGCAAUGGCAGAGAUAAUGAUGAAACACUUGAGGGCAGCACUAAUUCAGUUAAUUACUCUCAAACUAAACUUUCAUUGCCACAGAACUGUAAGAAAAAGUUUGCGUGGCUGGUGGUACCAAACUGCUAUAAUACCAACUUUGCUUCUUGUCCUGCAAAUAUGACAUUUGAGUCAAGAACGAGUGCACAGGAACUUUUGGAACAGGAUACUAGUAAAUCAGAGGAGAUGAAGUGGAUUGAAGCCACCUCACCAUUUGACCCUUUGCAGUAUCAACAACAAUCAGCAGGAUGGCCAGAAACAGUAUCACAUCUUCAAAACAUAUUUGCUGAUAUGGGUCCUUUUGAUGGAGUUUUAGGAUUUUCUCAAGGAGCUUCGGUCGCAGCUACUCUUUGCACUCAAUUGCAGAAUAAUCCAGGCAUCUAUGAUGAUAUAGACUUCAAAUUUGUGAUAUUAUGUUCGGGAUUUCCAUCACCUGCUGAAACUUUUCAGCAGUUUAUAUCAAACCCAGGCUUUUUACCCAUAGAUUGUCCUUCCCUUCAUAUUUUUGGUGGUAAUGCUGCGCUUGACAGACAGAUAAUGUCUGACACAAGUAUGCAACUAGCCUCUCUCUUCAGGUCUGACUGUCGUGUUGUUGUAAAACAUUCUUCAGGGCACAUUGUCCCUGCCCAGUCCCCUUAUAUUGACAGAAUUAAAGAAUUUCUCACUCAAUUCCUUUGAUAUUUUGGCAUAGGCACUCAUAACACAUUGACAGAGUCUUGCUGAAAAUCAUAUGAGAUGUUUAUGCCUGUUAGAAUGAAGUCUUUUUACAUCCUUUGGCUAACAGCGUGUUUGUUCCUGUGUGACUCUGGUUAAUUCUGUUGAUCCAAGUAAAUUAUUGUCAAAAUCAACUGAUGUGAUUCACUCAAAAAUGUAUUUAUAAAUGGAGGGUCUUCAUGCACAA
Messenger RNA from Cryptomeria japonica (Japanese cedar), 2575 nucleotides. Its product is annotated as rhodanese-like domain-containing protein 6. The record is from RefSeq and is a predicted model, not a curated record. Bases 157 to 2352 code for a protein of 731 amino acids. The transcript has 9 exons. Lineage: Eukaryota; Viridiplantae; Streptophyta; Pinopsida; Cupressales; Cupressaceae.